CUCAAAAACUCACGUGUUCUCUUCUCUUUCUCCUCCAAUAGAUUGAUUUGAUUCAUCCAGUAUCCGUCCGUUAAUCAAAGCAGUUUUGCCAAUCACCGAAGAAUUCUGAUUACUUUUGUUAGAUAUCAAGUGAUAAUGGAGAAUAUGAAGCACCAAUCUGGAGGUUCUUCGUUUACUGAAACUCUGUUUGGUCCGAAGGACGGCCGCGCCUCCUCCUCUGGCCAUUUUGGCUCUGUUUUUGGCCCUUCUUCCAUGGGCCUAGGACACACAGGAUCAUCAAACAAGCAAAAUUUUGGAAAUCCCAAACAGUCAAGAACAGAUUGCAAAACACAGAAAAUCACAGAAACCGCAGAACCAAGCUAUUAUAGUUCAUCAAUCUACUAUGGUGGCCAGGAUGUUUAUCCUCAAACUAGUAACAACAAUUGCUCGCAGCGCCCGGUUCAUAGAGGUGGAGGUGUUGAAGAUCCUAAUGGAAGCAGUGCUUCAAGAGGAAAUUGGUGGCAAGGAUCCCUCUACUACUGAAGACUUGGUAUCCAGUUCUAGUUUAAAAUAGAUAAUUUCGACUUUUGAAUUGCUUGUAAUAUUUAUUAGCCAGUUUACUAGUUUCAGUUGAUUUGAGUUUUGAAUUACUUGUUUAGUGGCUUCCAAAGUUGGAAUGAUUCUAGUUGAACUUUAGAUAAUGUGAUAGGUAUACCUUAGAAUAAUUAAAAAGUUAUUAUUAUUAUUAUUA
This is a messenger RNA of Helianthus annuus (common sunflower), 730 nucleotides long. RefSeq lists its product as uncharacterized. The transcript has 5 exons. The record is from RefSeq and is a predicted model, not a curated record. Bases 136 to 522 code for a protein of 128 amino acids. NCBI's taxonomy places the organism in Eukaryota, Viridiplantae, Streptophyta, Magnoliopsida, Asterales, Asteraceae.